This is a messenger RNA of Podarcis raffonei (Aeolian wall lizard), 2466 nucleotides long. It is a transcript of the gene CCDC91, whose product is annotated as coiled-coil domain containing 91. The transcript is spliced from 13 exons. Gene Ontology annotation, cellular component: trans-Golgi network. The record is from RefSeq and is a predicted model, not a curated record. Lineage: Eukaryota; Metazoa; Chordata; Lepidosauria; Squamata; Lacertidae. The coding region runs from base 368 to 1717 and encodes 449 amino acids. Gene Ontology annotation, biological process: Golgi to lysosome transport.
AUGUCCACAGCAUUCCCCUGAUCCACCAAGCUUGUAACUCUAUCAUGAAAAGAAAUGAGAUUCGUAUGGCAUGACUUGUUCUUGAGAAACCCAUGCAGGGUCUUGGUAAUCACAGCAUCCUUUUCUAAGUGUUCACAGACUGACUGUUUAUCUGUUCUAGGACCUUUCCUGGUCGGUAGUUACCUGGGACCUCUCCCCCCCCCCUUUGAAGAUGGGGACAACAUUUGCCCACCUCCAGUCCUUUUGUACCUUUUGGUGCAGCUCAUCAGGCCCUGGUGAUGUGAAUUCAUUUAAAGUAGCUGGGUGUACCCUUACCACAUAUUUUUGAAUAACAUUUCACACAGAUUUCUAAGGUAUUUCCAGGAAAAUGGAUGACGACGACUUUGGAGGUUUUGAGGCAGCAGAAAACUUUAAGGAUGGAAAUGGUGAACCCCCAGUUACUUCUCCAGCUAUUCCUUGGGCAGCAUUUCCCACAGCACCUGAAAUCCAUGUACCUCCAACACUCUCUGCUGACGUUCUUCAGGAGUUGUCUUCCACUAAUGCCAGCUUUUUCUCUUGUGAUCCAUUAAUUCCUUCAGGUGAUGAUAUGGUGACAGAUGGUCAGCCAUCAACCAGCACUUUAAAUUUAGCUGAUCUUAAAGAACAGGUUCCAUUAUCAGUUGAUCCUUCUUUGAAUGUACCAGUUUCCUGUCUGAGUGUAACUGAAGAUGUGGAAACAGCAAGUGAAAAUGAUAGGAAACUAGAAUUGGAUGAAGCAAAUAAAGAAACACUUCAGCAAACACUUUCAAGUCUAGAAGUUAAACUUAAAGCUGCUGAUGAAGAAAAAUGUAGAAUAAAAAAGGAGUUAGAAGAUUUGUUGGAAAAAUACAGGAUUCUGGAAACAGAUUUCCUGAAACACAAGGAGGAUAAAUUGAUUUCACAUGAAGAUCAGUACAACAAGCUUCAGGAGAAGCAUAAACUUGAGUUGGAAGACUUGAGAAGAGCUGGCCAUGAGGCCUUGGCUAUUAUUGUGGAAGAAUUUAAGGCCUUACUGCAGUCUACGGUUCAGCAACGCAAAGAAACCAUUGAAAAACAGUAUGCAUCUGUGAUUGAAAAACAGGCACAAAAGUGUGAAGAACUGCUUAUUGCUCAACAUCAAAGGUUGCUUGAUAUGUUGGACAAAGAGCACAAAGUGUUAGAAGAAAAAACAGAAGAAUCUUUGCUGCAGCAAUCACAAAAAUAUAAGAACAUGCUGGAAAAAUGCAUGGAGAGCGAGAGGGAAAGCAAUAAGGAAGCUUUGGCAGCCUCUGCAAAGAUUGAAAAAGAAGAGCUGGAAGCUGCCAUUGUAACAGCAGUAAAAGCAGAAAGAGAAAACAUGAAAAAACUCCAUGUAGAAGAAAAGGAACUAUGGCAAGCAGAGAGAAACAAAGAUCAGGAAAGGAUUGCUCAAGCAAUUGCAGAUGCAGUUGAAGAACAGAGACAAAGCAGUCAGUCAAUUGUAAAAGCAGCCAUUUUAGAAGAGCAAGAAAAAAGUGAAAAAGCUAUAGAAAAAGCUGUGAAGCAAACAAGAGAAGAGCUGAUGGAAUACAUCAAGGAACAGAAAAGGAUUGAUUGUGUUAUCCGUCAACGUAGCCUAUCAAGUCUGGAAUUGUUCCUCUCUUGUGCACAGAAACAACUGAGUUCUUUAUUACAUGAAGAAUCUACAUUAGAUGCAGAACAAAAGAAACUGUCCCUCUAAAAUCACAGAAAAUGUAUGUAGUUACUAAACUAAAUGCUGCAGAUGAUCAUUCUAAGACAUUGAGAAUUGAGUUAUUGAUUCAAGAUUAAUCAGACGGCCUUAUUUGUUUUAGUCUUUGAUUUUCACUUUCAUGGCCAUCUAGUUAAAGGAUGCCUCCAAAGAUAAAGGGUUUUACAAUGGCAACUUUUUAUCACAAGGGUUUCAGUAAUGGCUGAAGAAUGCAGUAACUAACGUCCCUGUUGAAUAACUUCAGUAUCACAUUCUUUGAGAAGAAGCUCAUAUGGUUGCUCAUUUAGAACUCUAUACAUGUUAUCUGUUAAAUGGAUGUAGAAUCUUAUUUUUCAUUCCAAAUCCAUUUGACUAGAAGCAGGAGGUGGGAAACACUACCAUUUACUUCUGGAAACACAAGGGGUAAUAUCUGAAUUAAGUCAUACUGAGAGCAGACUCUCUGAACCAGUGGACUUCACUAACUUAAUUUUAUUGAUUUCACUGGAUGUGCUCUGAUUAUGGAUUAGCCUUAGUGUAUUUAGCUAACUCUUUUGAAAAUGAAAGAACACAUCUAAAGGCUUCUAAAUUCUCAAAUCAAGUCAAAUGAGAAGGUAUUGAAGAUAUCUGUAUGUUUUUCACAUAUGUAUAAUGUAGUAAUUCAUGAGAAAUCAUUGCAGAGAUAAUUUUAAACUCUCUUAACUUCAUUGCAUUUAGCAAUAAAUAAAGUUUCCAAAAAUAAGAUAAUAAUUUACAUGCUGAAA